Synchiropus splendidus (mandarinfish) is the source of this 1321-nucleotide messenger RNA. Its product is annotated as speriolin-like protein. The coding region runs from base 159 to 1022 and encodes 287 amino acids. NCBI's taxonomy places the organism in Eukaryota, Metazoa, Chordata, Actinopteri, Syngnathiformes, Callionymidae. The transcript is spliced from 3 exons. The record is from RefSeq and is a predicted model, not a curated record.
GCUUCCAAUUAUAGCAAAUAAUACUAUAUCAAAACAAUUGGAUGCUGGACCGGUUUAGACGUAUUUCUAUUCUAGCCUGGAGUGAGGGGACGGAGUGACGUCCGUGGAACUAUUUGGCCAACAAAUAAGGCAAACUAGUUGGUGGUUAAAUGAAUUAAAUGGAUAAAAUCAAUUUGGAGCAAACGCUGGCUACACUGGUGGCUAAAAAUCAGCAACUGCAGCAGGAGAAUGAUCGCAUGCAGAAUUCAAUGUUUAACUUGUUUAGAGAAAACUCCGAGCUCAAAGCCAGGAUCCAGUGCAAAGACAGCUUGCGCAAGUCGAUGGGAAAGAACGUUUCCCUGCUGUGGCCGAGCAGCUGCAACGAAAGCCAGUUCAGACGCCACCUGAAGCAGAGCGCGUGUGAACAGCGCACCUCCUCUCCCAUCGACAUCCACUCUUUCGUCCUGUCCUACUCCAUGCCCAGAGAUCCCAGCGCCAAAGCCGAGAGCGAGUGUGACGCAGACGGGAGUGGCACAGGUGCGUCUGCUCUCAGCCACCUCUAUAGUCCACCGAACUCCAUGUCUCUUGCAGAGGAACACCGGCUGAUCGGAGAAAUUGCCUACCAGCUGGAUCAGAGAAUUCUGGGUGGCAUCUUCCAAGGCCGCAAAAGGCGCUACGGCUACUCACUAAUCAAUAUCGAGAACAAGAUCAGAGAGGUGAGCACCAACAUCCUGACGGGGGUCGUGGAUAAAGGUUACCAGCUUCACCUGACUGUGCGCUACCAUCACCUGAUGAAGCAGCUGAGCCAGCUCGGCUACAAGACCUCCCUUCAUCCGUCCUUCUCGGAGAUCAUCGUCAACACCUACGGCAUCCUGGUGGAGCAGCGCACCGAAGCCCAGCAGAUAGAGCACAACGACCCGGUCUUCCUCAGGAAGUUCAUCAAGAAGAACGCGCCGGAGAAGUUCCAGAAAGAUCUGAUCAUCCUGCUCAACUGCCUUUGUUUCUUAGCCGAGAAGGAUGGUUUGCCUCUGAUGAUGUGGUAGAGCAGUAAAUAAAGAAUCCUCCAGAACAUUCACAUUAGAUGAGCUACUCACUGGUGACCUUCACUCCGGGGUCAGAUGGUUGGUGGGAUGCUCACAUGAAGGACCGUCCUGUGUCAGGACUGGAUGGAACCCCUCCCGAAGGAGCACUCAAACCCCAAAUAUUCAAACACAUAUGCAGUUUAUUUCAGUUGGAUAUUUACAAAAUAAAUAUCAUGUACGAAGGAUUCUGUCUUCAUUUUCAACGUACAAAAGUUUGAGGCGAAGGCGAAAGGCAGCUUGAGAGGAAACACGCCUCAUGC